AGGAGUAGGUGGCAGGACAGGCGAAUUGGCAGGCUACAUUCCAGCACAGGUGACCGUGCCCCUACUCGAAAACUAUAUGUUAUCUGUGGUUGCUUGGCAUUUAUUUGGUUCGGCGUGUGGGAAUAGUUGCACGUGGGUUGUAUUUCAUAGGAAUUACAAGAAAUGGUAUUUUUUACUUGUGCACACUGUGGGGAGUCACUGAAGAAAGCUAAAGUUGAGAAACACUACCAGACUGUUUGUUCUAGAAAUGCUGUUGCUGUAACGUGUGUAGACUGUUGCAAGGAUUUCAGUGCUGAUACAUACCCGGCACAUAUAAAGUGUGUUUCUGAAGAAGAAAAGUACUCGGCAAAGGGCUUUGUACCACGUCCCUCUGCAAACAAAGGAGAACGUAAGCAAAAAAAAUGGCAAGAUAUUAUAAAUUCUAUGCAAGAAACCCAGAACAGUCUUUCCCAUGAUGAGCAAGCAAUCCUGAAUGUCGUUGUGAAACAUGAAAAUGUUCCUCGAAAAAAAAUCAAAUUCCAGAACUUCCUGAGAAACUGCUUGAAAAGCCAUUAUAAUGGACGAGCAGCAGAUAGUUUUUUCGAUAAGAUGGAGGCGCUUAGUAAGGAGGAGGAACUCAAUAAGGAAGACGACAAGAAACGUGCUAAGAUUAAUAAGGAAGCUGAAAAGGAGAACACCAAUACUGUUGAUGUAAAAGAAAAUGAUGAUGAACCCAGUCAAGAAGAACAGGUAGAUGAGAAGCUUAGUAAGAAGGAAAGGAAAGAAAGGCGAAAAAAGGCAAAGUAUGAAGCAGAGUUAAAGGAGAUAGAGGGUAAUCACAUGAGUGAGGCAGAUGUGGAGAAUAAAGAUGAGAGUAGAAACAAGAAAAAAUCUAAACGAGUUACAAGUGUAUCAACAGAAAAUGGAAAUGUAGAACUGGAGGAGAAAUCAAGGAAGAAGCACAAGGGAAAUGUAUCUGGGGCAGAAAAUGGUGUUUCAGAGGAGACUGAAAUGUCACAAGGGCAGAUUUCAAAGAAACGCAAGAAAGAGUCGAUGACAGAGGAUGCCAUUUCAGAAGACUGUGUGGUGAAAGAUAGAAAGAAAUCAAAGAAGAAACAGAAGAAAGAAGCAGGUGCUAUAGAUAAUGAGGAUGCCAACAGAUUUGAGGGUGGCAAAUCCAAGAAAAAACGAAAGAAGGGUCAGGAUGAAGCAGAGGAUAUAUGUGGAGAGCAAUCUGCUAAUAAAAAGCUAAAAACAAAUGACACUGAGGAAGAAGCUAUCCACACAGCAUCAGGGAAAACCAAGUUUAACUUGCAAGAAAUCAUCAUAAAAGCUUUGGAGUCAAAGGACAGUAAGGAAUUGCCUUUAAAGAGACUGCAGAAAAAGGUACUUGCAGAGUAUGAAGCCAUGGGUGAUGGUAGUGCAGGAGAUGUAAAGAUGAUUGCCAGAUUUAACAAAAAAGUGCAUAAAAUACCUGGUGUGGUUGUACGCAAAGAAGUUGUCAAAUUAUUACAGUAAUUAUUACAGACAUAAUGACUGUUAUGACUGCGGUUGCUGGCUGUAUCCUUUAGACAUUUAAGCAGUGUGAGGUGAUGUGGAUAUAUGCAUUAGAAAUUUUUUUUCUGAGCAGGCCACAACUUUUAAGACCAACCAAAAACCAAAGCUGUUUGGUGCGUGAUUUGAGGCUUCAGUGCCUGAAUCUUGAAAUAUUGCAGUAACCCAUACCUAGAAGUAGAGAGCUUCUAUGUUGAUAACAUUAAACCUGUCUGAGGAAGCAUAAAAGUUUUUAAACAUAAAACAAAACAUAUUUUAACAGAGUUGAUUGAAAGUAAAAUUGUCUAAGUGAGCGAAUAAAAUAAAAUAAAACAUUCAAUAUUCUUAUUUUUACCUGCCUGAUAAGUGUACUAAUAAAAUGUUUUGAAAGUGUUACUGUAGGUGUGUAACAAGACGUCAGUGCUGUCUGAUGGCCAUUGAUUUUAAUGUCUUCUUCAUGAUCUAGUGUGAGCAAAGUAUAUCUCGUGGGUCCAUCGAUGUCUGUCAGUAAUUUUUCCCUCCAAGCAACUAGGCAACAUUAGUACUGUAGGCCUGCACUAAAAGUGGUUAGGUGAAUUUAAUUGUGUACUUGUUGAUCAAAUACUUUAUGUGAAGCUCAGAUUGAACUUCGUUUUUCUCCAGAAAAACUCAUUGUGCAGUAUAUUGCUGGUCGACAUAAAGUGUACAAAAUCUGUCAAACUGCAACUUUUAUUUUAAACUUUUUGUAAUGUUUAAGGAAUUAAGUAAAGUAAAUGAAACGC
Molecule: messenger RNA, 2273 nt
Organism: Zootermopsis nevadensis
Lineage: Eukaryota; Metazoa; Arthropoda; Insecta; Blattodea; Termopsidae
Biological process (GO): rRNA processing; negative regulation of transcription by RNA polymerase II
Cellular component (GO): nucleolus
Molecular function (GO): DNA binding
Source: RefSeq, a predicted model, not a curated record